GUUCAUUGUCUGUGAUGCUUUGAAAAAGGAUGUGUAUUGGUUAGAUUACAAUGACUUGUGAAUCCACGUUGAGUACUAUUCAAGGGAUCGUAAAUCGAAGUGGAUCCCGCUGCUGAUAAGAAGUAUAUUGCAGCUUGAAUAUUUAGUCAGCUCGAGAAAGUUUACAUGGUAUCGGCCAAGACUCAAGAGACCACUACAUGCAGUUGAUUAUAGAUUAGCUUGGGAGGAUACUGGAUUGGUACAUUGGUACAUUGGUACUAAAUUGGAAGAUAUAAAGAAGUCCUGACUCCUAAGGUGGGAGCCAGUGCGUUAUCUGCUUUUUAAUUUGAUUGAGAAACCUUUCUAGGUAAUUCAUGAUUUACAAUAUGCUCCAAGUAUUUAAUCAGGCCAAUACCCAUUAUUUCCUUGCAGUUCAACUUGUUUAAUUAGUCAACCAUCAUAAUGCUUUUUUCCAAACCUAUAUUAGCUUCAAUUUUGCUUUCAUUAAUCACUUCAUCUCAAGCUGCACCUUUUUCAAAAAGAGAAGAUACCUCUGCUUUAAAAAAUGCUAGUUUACCAACAGUUAAAAUCUUUGGUACAGGUGGUACGAUUGCAUCAAGAGGUACUUCAGGUUCACAAACUGCUGGCUACUCGUUGGGUCUCACUGUUGCAGAUUUAGUUGAUUCAAUUCCUGAUUUAGCAAAUGCUGCAAAUAUUGAAUACAUCCAAGUUUCCAAUGUUGGUUCACCUUCUGUUAAUUAUACACAUCUAAUUCCUCUUCAUCAUAACAUUUCUGAAUCAUUGGAUAGUGAUGAAAUUGAUGGUGCUGUUGUCACACAUGGUACUGAUACUUUAGAAGAAACAGCAUUUUUCUUAGAUUUAACUAUUAAAUCAGAGAAACCAGUUUGUAUUGUUGGUGCAAUGAGGCCUGCAACCGCACUUUCUGCAGAUGGGUCAAUGAAUUUAUAUCAAGCUGUCAGUAUUGCAGGUUCCGAAGAAGCAAAGGGACGUGGAGCUCUAAUUCCAUUUAAUGAUCGUAUCAGUUCGGCUUUCUGGGCAACUAAAACAAAUGCAAAUACCUUGGAUACUUUUAAAGCUGUGGAACAAGGGUUUUUGGGUACCUUCUUGAACAAUGAUGUUGAAUUCUUUUACCCACCAGUCAGACCAAUUGGUUAUCACUAUUUUGAUAUUUCAAAUGUCACAGAUGCUUCAGAUAUUCCAGAAGUUGCCAUUCUGUACUCUCAUCAAGGUUUAGAUCCCGAAUUGGUGCGUUUUGUUGUUGAGGAAAGAGGUGCUAAAGGUAUCAUUUUAGCAGGUACCGGUGCCGGUGGUUGGACGUCAACAGGUUAUCCUGUUCUACAAGAAAUGAUUGAAAAGUAUAAUAUUCCAGUUGUUAGAUCAAGAAGAACUAUGGAUGGUUCAGUUCCAAACACUGGUUCACGGUCACAAUACAUUUCAUCUGGAUAUUUGAACCCUCAAAAAGCUAGAAUCAUGUUGCAACUAUGUUUGCAUGCUGGUUAUGAUAUCAGCCAAAUCAAAACUGUUUUCAGUGGUGUCUAUGGUGGUUAAACAUUACAGCCACAAAAAACUUUUCAUAAAGUGUUUUAGUUUUCUUUCUCGUGAUACAAGAAGACAGCUUCUUCUUUUUCAAGCCGUCUCACAUAUGUUUAACACAACCUUUUCCCUAAUCAAAGAUUAUUUAUUUAUUUGAAUAUCUUGCUUCAAAUGUAGAAAAUUUGGGUAGCUUAUAUUGUCCUAGAGUGGAACAGAACACCCUGUAUUUACAAGAGCUAAGUAUCCAAAAGUUGGAGUUCUUUGCAUAUAUUUGUCUAAAUAAUAUAGUUCACUGGAGAGUCAAGAUUGUUGGUUCACCUUAUUCAUCUCAAAAAAAAAUUGCUUAAAACCCUUAUAGUAUUUGAAACGUUUGGAGUGUUUCCCCUUGAUUUACAACCGCAUGUCAGAAUUUUUAGAUCCAAGUACAUGUUUUUUUUGACACAAAAACAG
Molecule: messenger RNA, 1983 nt
Organism: Hansenula anomala
Lineage: Eukaryota; Fungi; Ascomycota; Saccharomycetes; Phaffomycetales; Wickerhamomycetaceae
Exons: 1
Coding region: 442-1548 (368 amino acids)
Molecular function (GO): asparaginase activity
Source: RefSeq, a predicted model, not a curated record